GUAUCUUUUAGCACCGUAGUUCAGUGACAAAGGUGCUGCCGUUACUGCUACAUGUGCUGAUUUUCACUGCUUACGGUAUCACUACUGCUGCUGCUGCUGUUGAUACUGCUACUGAUACUACUGCUGUUGCCGUUCUUACGCUAUUCCUCCUUUUGCUUGCAAUUAGAAUCAGCAAUAAAUCGCAGAUGGCUCUUUAUGAAAAUACCUCCAUCUCAAAUGGGUCUUUAAAUUAUACCGGAAAAGAAACCAGUUAUACGAGUGAAUCUGAUGACCCUUACGGGAUUGGAAUUUUCAAGGAAUACAUGUUGAAACUCUUGCCUUAUAAUGAAGCAUGGAUUAAGAAUGCAACGUCUUUCAGUGGCACUACUGCAAAAGACCUAAAAGUCAUCAAUAAAGGUACUAAUGGUUCUUUUCAUACUACAAAUGGUUACCGCCUUACUCCUGCAAACAAAUAUGGAAUCGACGAAGCUCCAUCCACAAAUGGUACGUGUAAUGGAGAAAACCACGUCAACGAUGCCCCAUCCACGUAUGGUACGUGUAAUGGAGAAAACCACGUCAACGAAGACCCAUCCACGUAUGGUACGUGUAAUGGAGAAAACCACGUCAACGAAGCCCCAUCCACGUAUGGUACGUGUAAUGGAGAAAACCACGUCAACGAAGCCCCAUCCACGUAUGGUACGUGCAAUGGAGAAAACCACGUCAACGAAGCCCCAUCCACGUAUGGUACGUGUAAUGGAGAAAACCACGUCAACGAAGCCCCAUCCACGAAUGGUACAUGUAAUGGAGAAAACCACGUCAGCAAUACCCAAUACAAGAAAAGUAGACUGACUUCCCAUAAGAUCUACCCAAGUAACAUUGAUGAUACAGCAUACCCCGUUGAAAUAGGUGUUAGUGACACAGUCGGGCGUUAUCUCAAGGCUAGACGUGACAUCUUUGCAGGGGAGAUUCUUUUUGUAGAGCCUCCAGUAGCAAUGGCAACCAGACCAAAGUCUCCACCUCACUGCCAGAACUGCUACAAACAAACAAGCUCAUUUAAAUGCCCAGACUGUGGCUUCUUCCUCUGCGGGCCAGAAUGUCUCACUGAUUUCCACAAGACAGAGUGCCAAUUCCUAAAACGUCUAGGUGCAGCUGAAUGCUCAGAAGGUGAAACAACUGAACAACGAAUUAUGCUGGAGAGGCUUCAACAGAUGCCUCAGGAUAUGCGUGCGCAAGCAAUGGCUAUGAUUGAGAGAGCAAGAGCAGCCUCAAAGGAGCAGAAACAUCGGGAAAUCAUGCAACAAUAUGUCGUUAUGGCAGCGCUUAGAACAAUAUUUCUCAUACAAGAAAAUGAAUUUUAUAAAAGAGUCCUCAAGGCCAUGCAAGCGAACCUUGAACCUGGAAGUGAGCGUUACAAGAUGAACCAAAAUCUAAUAGUUGGCGUCAUAGUUAACAGAUUAAAAGUUUUCGACGACUCUGAACUGGUUCACAGAAUCUGCUCUGUCUGGGACACCAAUGCAUUCCAAGUGGUCCUCCCCAAAAACGGUAGACUCCAAGGACUGUUUCCCUUGGCUGGUCUUAUGAACCAUGAUUGUCGGCCCAAUGCACAGCAAUGGUUCACCGACAAGGGGAACAUGGUCGUAAGGGCUAUAGACCCUAUACCUAGAGGAGCAACUGUUUCUAUUUCCUAUACAGAUCCUCAAUGGAGUACCAUUGUCCGACAAAACCAUCUGCAGAAGUGCAAACAAUUCACCUGUAUCUGCAAGAGAUGCCUUGAUCCUACCGAAAUGGGCACAUUCAUUGGUUCCUUGAUCUGUGCAGAAUGUGGUUCGCCCAUGAUAUCAUCAGCUCCGCUUGACACUUCAGCUAAAUGGGUUUGUACCUCCUGCACCUGCCAACAUACAAUGGAGGCAAAGCAGGGUGAUGAAAACCGAAUCCUAAGCCUCGGAGCCAACUUGGGGGCCCUAACACAGAAGUUGAACCCCAGCAACGUGUCGGCUGCCACUUCAUUAGCAAAACUCCUUGAGAGGCAGGUGCAUCCACACCACUACUCCCUUAUGCAGAUGUACGUGUCCAUAAUUAACGCCUUAGUCCAUAAGGAUUUGGCAGACGUGAACGACGAGGAACUAUGUCGUCUGUCUGGUAUCGUUUCCCGAGUGAUGGAGGUGACGAGGGCGUUGCAAUCUCCGCUCGCCAGGAUUACAGCAUCCGUGGCAAGAGAAGAUCUAAGACUGCGACUGGAAGGCAUCAAAAGAGCCGAGAUGAAAUCUGGAAGGGAUGGCGCUCGUCAGAGAUUGGCGGAAAUGUCUACUCAUCUGUCUGAAUGCGUCGAGGUACUGGGCUGGGAUCCUUCCAUGCCAAGUGCAGCGCCCCUCCUGAGGGAAUACCAGGCACUCGUCAACAAACCUUGAUCGAGACUAAAGACUGAUACAGCAUCUCAGUCUAACUGGAUUUGGGAAAAAUCUCAAGGUGGAUAAAGAAUACGAUUUCAUCCUGAAGGCGGCUGCAUAACACUAAAAGUGAAUUAAGAGCUCAGGCUACAGACAGUCACAUAAGAUCUCAAGGUUAAAUAAGAUUUCCCCCUAAAGAUGAACCACGUUAAGAGCUUUAUGUGAACUAAGAUCACAGGCUAAAAGUAUUUAGUACUUGGGACCUCGUCAAGGUGUAUUAAAUACCAGUCUGGAGUCCAUUAUUAAACAAGAACGUUAGGUGAACGCUUCAGCCUAAAUAUGGAGUCACUGUGCCUCGCUGUAGAACUUCUCGUUCAAGAGGUCCUUUAUUCCCGACACCGCUGGAACUUCGAAAUUUCAAAGGAGGACGCAAUGCAUUACUACCCUAACGCCAUUGUCCUUGCAUUUCAAUAAUAAUCUAAAUAGUAAUUUAUUCAUUUCUUUUUUCUUUUUAAUAUGUAAACCUCUUCUUUCUGUAUUUCCCUUUACCUUCUUUUACUUCCAAAUGAGCACCAUAUUCUUUGGAAGCUUGAAUUUCAGGUCAUUGGUUUCUGUGGGCUUGUUCCACAUGAACAGGGUUCAUUCUUGUAUAAUAAUAAUAAUAAUAAUAAUAAUAAUAAUAAUAAUAAUAAUAAUAAUAAUAAUAAUAAUAAUAAUGCAGAAGAGUGUGAUCCUAGAAACGGCGCACAUAGUAAGAAAAGUGAUGGACUCCUAAGGAGGCAGGAUGCAACCCGGAACCCAACACUAUAAAUACCACCCAGUCGGGAAAAAAAAAAAAAAAAAUAAUAAUAAUAAUAAUAAUAAUAAUAAUAAUAAUAAUAAUAAUAAUAAUAACAACAACAACAAGAUGCAUCAAGGAUGAAAGUUACUGGCAGUCUUCGGCUGGUGACACGGGAGAGAAAAAUCUGCAAUAUUGUUAACUGCGAAGGUAAUAUCUGUAUAUAUGUUUAAUGAAGAACCAUUUUGGCAUAUUGAUAAUCAAUCACUUCCAGAAUCAGCAUGUUUUAUGGUAUAUAUUUUCCCACAAAACUUAUUUAAAUCUUUAAAUUUUUUUAUGAAAAUAAAAUUAUAUGAAAACAUAAUAAAAAAAUACAAAGCUUUCGAUAAAAAAAUAUAUGUUAAAGAGAAGAAAAAUUGCGAAUUGGUUAUACCUGGGAAAAGGAAUUAUAAGAACAAGCAAAAAAUGCGCAGAGGUUUCUUCGGAGCAAUCGAGUUAUCUGCACAGCGUAUAAUGAAGGCCACUGAAAACAUUAUCUUUUGCGGGUCUCGGUAUAAUGCUGUAUGAGCCACGGCCCAUGAAGCUUUCACCCACGGUCCGGUGGUGGCCUGUCCUACAGCUUUGCCAGACACACGAUCAUGGCUAACUUAACCUUAAAUAAUAUAAAAACUACUGAGGGUCGCGGGCUGCAAUUAGGUAUAUCUGAUGAUUGGAAGUUGGAUGGUCAACAUUCUAAUUUGCAGCCCUCUAACCUAGUAGUUUUUAAGACCUGAGGACGGACAGCCGUCUCAAUAGCUUUCAUUUACAGAAAACUGAAAUGAAGCGAAAAGUGAAACUUCCAUAAACUGUGGAAAAAUUAAUUCUCUCCAAAGUACACUCAAGUUACACUGACUGUGGAUAUCAGUUAUCCUUAUCCUUAUGGAGACUGGGAAAGAUGCAUGAUCAAAGUUAUCGACGAUGUUUUGGGUGGCGGAUUCCUCUAAAAAUAGAUGGCAAAGCAAAACUUCGACAAGGAUCUGACUUUCAUCGUUAUCCCAAGCUUUCUUUGAAGAUAUUCUGCCAGAAAUCUUGCACGAAAUCCACUUUUAUUUAACGUACUUUUUGAAGUUUUUUUUUCUUAAUAUACAGGACGCUAGACUAUACGUACAUUACAGAGGAUUUAUUAACAUAAUGGAUUAUGAUCACCAUAUAACAUGACAUGAAAUCAGCAAACAAAUUGGUUAUUGUUUUUGUGAACUUCCCAAAUAACUUAACACCAACGUAGAACAAGUGUAAUUUUGUGAUAUUAGUAAUAAGGCUUCAAUAACGCAUUAGUUUUAAUUUCAAUGAAGUAUUGCUAACUGGUAAGUUCAAUAUUUUAGCACUACUACGUUAUCAAGGCAAACAUUUAUUACGUUGUGACUAACA
This is a messenger RNA of Macrobrachium nipponense, 4551 nucleotides long. RefSeq names its product SET domain-containing protein SmydA-8-like. The transcript has 7 exons. Lineage: Eukaryota; Metazoa; Arthropoda; Malacostraca; Decapoda; Palaemonidae. The coding region runs from base 186 to 2387 and encodes 733 amino acids. Gene Ontology annotation, molecular function: protein binding. The record is from RefSeq and is a predicted model, not a curated record.